Messenger RNA from Mercenaria mercenaria, 5003 nucleotides. RefSeq names its product leucine-rich repeat-containing protein 24-like. The transcript is spliced from 2 exons. The coding region runs from base 1485 to 3758 and encodes 757 amino acids. Gene Ontology annotation, molecular function: protein binding. The record is from RefSeq and is a predicted model, not a curated record. NCBI's taxonomy places the organism in Eukaryota, Metazoa, Mollusca, Bivalvia, Venerida, Veneridae.
AGGGAUGGAUGUUUAGCUUGAAAUUACUUAUUUAUGAGUGAUUUCUAAUGAAUUUCAUAAUGAUUUGGGGGGAAAAAAGGAUAAAUUGUGAUCAACAACAGUAACUGUUACUGCCAUUUAAAAUAUAAAUAAAUGUCUGGAUUUACAAUUUAUUCUAAUAAUAGGUUAAAUCAUAAUAUUUGGAGUGUAUGUGUUUUUACCAUUUUUAUUAACUUUUUAUGUAGUUCCCUAUUUUUUUCUGACAUUCAUACAUACAAAAAAUAUCAUUUAAACCAAGCGUGAAAAAAACCAUGAAAAAUUGACAAAUUUGGUUCAAUGUACUAGAGCUGAAAGUGUUAACCUUGUAUUAUACCAUCUUGGUUUUUAAACCAUAAAACUUCAAGGACUAAUAAAACUUCGGAUGUGAAACAAAUAGAAGGUGAACGAAACAGCCUGAUCUGUGUCAACAUCAAUCUCAGCUUCCCUUGCUAAUUACAACGUAUGUCAAGUCAAAGCUUUAUCGGAAUUUCACAAGGAAGAAAAAAAAACACGCAGAGAGUUACAGCUCUAUCCCAUUGUCAUUUCCAACAUCCGUGUGUAAGCCGUGGAAUUCCGGAAUUAGCGAGGAAUUAUUGACAAAAUCAGAACAAUUGAAGUCUUACUCUAUACGCUACUGCACAUGUGACACAGUGUGACAGAUGUUAGAGGAAAAUAUACAAGAGUCGCGAAUGUGUAACAGGAUAAUUAUGCACUCAUUUGUGAAAAAUCUGUUGCCGCUAUUGGAGUAGUGCAAUAACAUUUACAUAACGUGUGACUUGUGGGAAUAUUAAUCAAAAUUAUCCUCAAAAUCUCCCGAAGGAACCCGAACUAAUAGUUAAUAAACAGAAAGUGACAAAAUAUUGAUGAAAAUACACUCAACUCAUGAAAACGCAUUAAACAGAGAAACAGAAAAUUUCGGAGAAAAAUAGUCAUGAUAUAAUUGAUGGAAAUGUUGUCGACAAAUGACAAUUUCUGAAAUUCUCUCCACUUAUACUGAAAAUCAAUAAUCAUAGAAAUAUAUGAGACAGCUUGAAGUCAAUGUAAGAAACCUCAUAUGUUCAUGCAAUUAUUCUACUAUUACUUUUCCGUGAAUGAUCUUGAUAGUAAAUUUCUGUCGGAAAAGAAAAAUAUCUGAAUGAAAAAAUAAUUGUUGUUUUCAAAAAUAAGGAUGAGAUAUCAGAUUCUUUGUGUAGGCUGAACCAAUCUGUGGAGGCUGUGUACAAGGUGUGGCAAUCUUAUUGGAAAAUUUUCUGUGAGAAAAAGCCAUCGUUUACAUGGCAACAAGAGUUCAUUGAUAGAUGUCUAUCAGUUUGCCUUCAUGAUAGUAGUGGAGUAAAUAAUAACAGAAUCUGAAAGGAAUUAAGAAAAUUUUCAUUAAAACUCUGUGAAAAGGAGUAGAAUGGAGAGAUCAGUAUUUCGGUGAAAUAUGAAAUUAAUUUAAAAGGUGUUUUUACAUUUGGAAUGUUAUGUGUAUAGGAAUAAAUAUUUCUGGAUCGUUAUACUGGAUGUAUGUACAUACAAGUCAUUACUCUGGAAUGCAAAUAAUGCAAGAUUGGAAUAUACAUGUUAAAAUGUAUCGUGUGCUAUAUAUUAGUAUUAUUUCUAUCAGUUUGCUCAGUGAGGGAGUUGUUUCGCUUCAUUACGAGUGCAUCCCAUCCAGUCAACAGGAAGUAGGAAUGGGUGUAGCGAACUGUUCCGCUCAGAAACUUGCACAUGUGCCUCCAAAUCUUCCGCAUAAUAUUCGGGUGCUAGAUCUUUCAAAUAAUGAGAUCACAGAACUAACCGACUACUCAUUUGUGAAAUACGAAUCUCUGGAGAUAUUAUAUUUACGCAACAAUACAUUGUCUAGACUGGCGCCUAAGGUAUUUAAUCGUCUAAGAAAGUUGCGUUACUUAGAUUUAUCAUUUAAUAAAAUGGACAAAAUUCCGUCCCAGUCUUUUGGUGAACUGAAAGCUUUAUUGACGCUCUCUCUACGUGGAAACAGGAUUACAUCAAUUCCAAUGAAUACGUUCAAGAAUGUUUCUAAACUUACUAAUCUGUAUUUAUCGGGCAAUCAUAUAGAAUUCAUACAUCCGAGAGCUUUCAAUGGAUUAUUCAAAUUACAACAGCUUGAACUACAAAAUAAUGCUUUGUCAUUUCUUAAUGGAACCAUAUUUAGAUAUUUCAGUUCCGAGCUUAAAGAAAUUAAGCUCUUUAACAAUCCAUGGUUCUGCGAUUGUAACUUACGAUGGCUACUACAGUGGCUUAGAAACGGCAGUGAAUCAGACAUUCAACGUCUCCGCUGGAAAUUCCAUACAGAUGAACCGAUAUGCGUUGGCCCGUCUAUUGUCGAUCAGCGAGCUUUUUCAACGCUGUCUGGGAGCUGGUUUAUCUGUCCAAUCAGAAUGUACUCCAAAGCAAGAAAUAUUGAGACACCAAAAGACAGAGAAGUUGAACUUUUCUGUAAAUAUAUGUCUGAUCCUUUUGUUGAUAUUCAGUGGCUGAAAAAUGGGGAACUUAUAGAUUUAAAGAAAACAAAUAAGUUUGCAGUUGAAUCGGAGGGUGAUACAAUGAUAACUAGUAAACUUCAUAUCUACAACUUUCAAUAUGACGAUAUUGGCGAAUACGAAUGCUAUGCCGAAAACAGGCUCGGUAGAGCUUUUGAUUCAAGUUUGGUAACAUUAGAGGGUGUAGACCCAUCUAGUAUUUUACUUCCAAAAGAGGCCCGUGAGGAUGAUGCAGAGAAAGACAGAACACGGAAUGCCAUUAUCGCUUCUUCAACAAUUGGAGGGGUUGUGUUUUUCUUAAUAAUGAUAGGAAUAAUAGUGUGUCUGGCUGCAAGAUGUAAACGGUAUCACAAAAGAAAGAAAGAAUCGAUUAGAAUGAGUUUCGAGGAACAUUUAAAAGCUAACGGCAUUAUAGAACCAAAUCCUAAGAAUGAACCAAUGGUUUAUGAUGAAGUUCCUGACGGUACUUUAUCAAUAGACGCAGAACUGGAUGAGAAUGAUUCGGUGUAUGAUUCUUUACAAAGACCACGUGUUCCAAGUUCAAGCAACACAAAUACAUAUAUUUCAUUUAAAACAGAGUUUUCUGAACCUGAUGAUGUGCCAACUCAAGUUUAUUCACAAAGUCAACAGACAAAUAACAAUUCGAAAGGAAGUGACGGUUCGCAGUGCGAAUCAACAUCUCCACUUUUAGAAAAUAUCUCACCUAUUCUUAUUGACCCAAAUGAUCCAUUUUAUGAAGCUAAUCUUUACGUUCCUAGACUUUUCGCUUCUACAAACAAUUAUUUAAGCUCAACAAACAAUGAUUAUGAUGAUGAUGGUGGUUUUUUAGUGCGCAAGCACCCGCCAGACUUAUAUAGUCCUUAUUCAGAUGAUAACGGAUUUAUUAUUCCUUCGUACAGUGUUGGUCAAAUCAUGCCGCACAGAGCUUCAACCUUACCACACAAUGGUCAUAUUGGACAUGACCAAACUUACAUUCCUCAAAGAACACGUACAUUACCUCGCGGGUAUUCCCCGUACCAUAUGGCAGAUUAUGGCUCAACUCCAGUCGUACGGAGUAACAGUGUUUCAGCUAACCAUAAAAGUGCUUCAGUGGGACAUCUGGGUAUAAACCCACCAAAAAAGCCACCUCGGAGUUUUAAUUCUAGAGAAACAGUGUCCCUACAUUCACAAAGCAGUUUUGGUGACAAAGAAAAUGGAUUUAGAUUGUCCCUUCCUAAACCUGGGACAGUAGAUAAAUAUGGAACAGCUGUGUAAUAUUUUUGAAAUUUAUUUUUUGAUAUAACAUAAAUAACUUUACUACCAUAUUUCAGUUUUGUGAAACUAAUCUACUAAUCUGAGGCUUAAAAUGAAACAACAUUUAUUUUUUAAAUGUUUAUUACAAACGGUGUUUUUUUCUGUCAUUUUUUUGAAGGGCAUAAUUUGUUAAAACAAACAGAUUCAGAUGACUGACUGUCAUUAUAGAUUCAUCUACUAAUUCUGUACCUUGAAAAAAGUCAUUACUAUUAUUCAAAAUGAAUAUUUGCUAUAAAACUAAGUGGGACAUGUGCUUGUAAAUAUGCUCAAUUCUUUAAAUAAUACUAAACAAGAUCCAUCAGUAAUGUAUGAGAUUUAAUAUUUUUGAAACUGAAUUUCACUCAUUCAACUAUAGUGAAAACGCUACUCACUGGGGGCACUGAUGGCUCAAGCUCCAGGGUUUGUUGGAGCAUCUAUGACUCUAGCACCUUUGAAUUCCGGAGUCGCGAUCAUUCAGCGAUUUUUCAAUUUCCUCUACAAUUAUCUUCUAUGAUUGGAUCACUCUGGAUAAAUCAAGCCUUUUGCACAGCCCCUUAUGGCCUCGAGUGAACCGUGUUUACACUAUAGUUCAGAACUGCACAUAUUAUAGUCAAGGUUUUGUAUAUACAGAAAAUUAUUUUUUGUUGCUUUUCUUAGCUGCAGCUUUUUAAGAACUUUUUUUGUCAAAUUUUAAUCAAGUUUCAUGAAAUACUACAUCAAAAACAUGACUGUUAACAAUAAUCAUGUAUGGUUAUAAUUGUAGACCAUAUUUGCCGGAGGCACUCUGUGUCUAUAUAUUGUGAAAUUCAUGUAUCAUUGAUUUUUUUAAUUGCUUUUGAUAAAAGUAAAUGAGACAUAUUUCAAUUUGAUAUACAAGUAACUGGGACCAUUAUAAAAGUAUGCAGUAUUUUUGUUCAUUUCUUUUUAACAUUUAAGUGCAAUUUCAUUAAUCAUAACAUAAGACUCAUCAAAAUGAAAUGUUAACAAGAACUUAUCUGAUUAACAUGUGUCAUAACACAAUUUAUUAUGAAACAUUGUGAAAUAAAGUGUGUUUAAAAUGUUAAAGAUAUUUAUUUACUUUAGAAAAUGUUUUAGCCAGAAUUGUAAUAAAAUUCCUGUCCUUAGAAUUACUGAAUUUAUAAACAACAUUGUUACGGAGUUAAAGCAGAAAUUUUGUUCCUAUAUGUCUGUAAAAUAGUGGAUCAAAUAUGACUGAUGACAGCACUA